This is a messenger RNA of Manihot esculenta (cassava), 483 nucleotides long. RefSeq names its product protein RKD4. The transcript is spliced from 4 exons. Lineage: Eukaryota; Viridiplantae; Streptophyta; Magnoliopsida; Malpighiales; Euphorbiaceae. Bases 1 to 483 code for a protein of 160 amino acids. Gene Ontology annotation, molecular function: DNA-binding transcription factor activity. The record is from RefSeq and is a predicted model, not a curated record.
AUGUCAAGGCUUGAGGAAUUUCUGACAUUAGAGAGCUUAUUGGAGAUUGAUUUUGUGUCUUUAUCAUCAUACGCUUCUUUCUUUGCUUCUGCUAUAGGCGUUGCUGAUGACUUAGCAGGGACAAAGGACAAUGAAAGGAAGAGGUCUGCUCCACUAGAAUUGGAAGAGAUUCGAAAGCAUUUUGAUGUGCCCAUUACAAAAGAAGCAAAGGAGAUGAAAGUGGGAUUGACGAUUUUGAAGAAGAGGAGUAGAGAGCUCAAAAUAAUGAGAUGGCCACACAGGAAAAUCAGAAGCUUGAAGUCUCUUAUCAACAAUAUCAAGGAGAUGGGCUUGACUAAUGAGAUAAUGAUGCUAGAGGAGCAUCAAAGGCUUCUAGAGAAAAAGCCAGAUAUGGAGUUCAGUGAAACUACUAAGAAGCUUAGACAAGCGAUUUUCAAAGCAAAUUACAAGAAGAAAAGGUGCCUGGUAGCUCACCAUAUUUGA